Coregonus clupeaformis (lake whitefish) is the source of this 1799-nucleotide messenger RNA. RefSeq names its product ubiquitin domain-containing protein 1-like. Gene Ontology annotation, molecular function: protein binding. Lineage: Eukaryota; Metazoa; Chordata; Actinopteri; Salmoniformes; Salmonidae. The transcript has 4 exons. Bases 440 to 1153 code for a protein of 237 amino acids. The record is from RefSeq and is a predicted model, not a curated record.
UAUUCAUAGAUGCCCUCAGAUACUGCUCCUGUUGCUGUUUAUAGCAUAUGCUGUCAGAUAUUCCAUCUGCCAUAUAUUGAUCAUGUGGAUGUAUUUUGGGUGGUUGGGUGUGUGCUAUUAAGGCAUUCAUUAGUAAAGAACUGGGGAAGUGUCACGACAGCUAGCUAACCUACCUCUGACUCCUCACAGAUACCUGUAGUCAUCACAGAUAGCCGAAGCGUGGAAAUCUAGUCCAGGUGGUGGGAUUGUACCCUUGACCACUACGACCUUCUUAGACAAAGAGACGUAAGCUAAGAACUUUGUUUUCGUUGGCUCCAGUCGCUGGUUGAAGUCUCUGAAAGGCUCUUUUCUCUGAUGCUGAGUCGGUGUCGUGUUUGAUUUAAACAACAAGUCUCUGGAACUAAGAGAUCAAGUCUCUUGGAGAGAGAAAGAGAAGAACAUGGGCGUCGCUAACUCUAGGGACCACCAUCCAUACCACCCCUCACAGUCUCCCAUCAAGGUGGUGCUGAAAAGACGCAACGAGCCCCUGAAGAAGGAGCGUCCUAAAUGGAAGAAUGAGUACCCUAUGACGGAGGGCCAGCUGAGGAGUAAGAGGGAUGAGUUUUGGGAAACAGCCCCAGCCUUCGAUGGCAGGAAGGAGAUUUGGGACGCGCUCCGAGCGGCAGCAGUGGCCGCAGAGCUCAACGACGUGGAACUGGCUCAGGCCAUAGUGGACAGAGCCUGCAUCACACUACCACACGGUACUCUGACAGAGAGUUAUGAUGAACUGGGGAACCACUAUCAGCUUCCUGCUUACACUCUAACCCCUCCCGCCAAUCUCAUCACUGAACGCACCAAUGACAGCGAAGCUCCAGAUCAAAAGGAGCAGAAAAAGCCUCCCACCUUUCCCAAAGAGGAGUUCCAGCUGCGAGUUCGCCUCUCAUGCGGUAAGGACCUCCGUAUAAGCGCCUCCAUGUCAAACUCCAUUUCCCAGCUGAAGAGAGUCCUGGAGGGGCAGGAGGACAUCGAAGCGGCCCACCAACGCUGGUUCUUUGCAGGGAAACUGCUCACAGACAAGACCCGACUCCAGGACACCAAGAUACAGAAAGACUUUGUGGUCCAGGUCAUCGUCAACAACUACUCACCAGUUACCAGACUCUUACAAUCAAACUGAGGAGAGAGAGAGAAAUGGAGAAAGAGGAGAAGGAUGGAUGGGAGAGUAGGAGGAAAGGAUUGAGAUGAAAGGGGGACGCAGAGAGGGGUGGCGAAAGACUGGGAUGGAGUGCAGGCAGAGAAGGAUGGGAAAAUGUUGGUCAAGGCCUUGUUUCUCUCCUCUGGAAGUUCAAGCACACCAGGAUCAUGUUCAUUAGUGCACACCGUAGGAAAACGUAGCGAAACAUUUUGCAAUAAAAACAAACGUUUGUUAUUGGUCAUGUUCAGAUGGUCCGAAACGUGGAAAGACUACUUUCUUCCAUUUCCCGCCUAGCGGACAGGACACUGAACUGUUGGUUGCGGCAAUGGAAUUUUGUGUAUAAAAUGUUGUAAUUAGUUUAUGUUUGCUUUUGUAUUUCUUAUCCUCUUUUUGUAUUUCCCAAUAUUUUCCUAAUGAGCCCACAUUGUUACUGACUAAAAAUAGACCAAUUCUGCAUAGCCUGGCAAAGCACUGACAAACUGUUGACUGAUCUGGAAGAGAAUCAUGGCAUAUGAUGUAGCUCAGUUAAUGUAGCUCAUAUGUAGUGCAUAUGAUGUAGCUCAGUUGGUAGAGCAUGGCUGUUGCAACGCCAGGGUUGUGGGUUCGUUUCCCACGGGGGGCCAGUAUG